GCCCCAAAGGCACCAUGGCUGCUCUAGGCAUCACGGUUGCCCUGUUAGUGUGGGUGGCCACCCUAAUGCUCAUCUCUAUUUGGAAGCAGAUCUACAACAGCUGGAAACUGCCCCCUGGCCCUUUCCCACUGCCCAUUAUUGGGAAUCUUCUUCAGUUGGACCUCAAGAAUGUUCCCAAAUCUUUAACUAAGUUGGCAGAGCGGUACGGGCCAGUGUUCACCGUGUACCUGGGCUCCCAGCGCACUGUGGUCCUGCAUGGCUAUAAGGCAGUGAAGGAAGUCCUGCUUGACUACAAGAAUGACUUUUCUGGCAGAGGAGAAAUCUUCGCAUUUGAGGCACACAAGGACAGAGGAAUUACUUUCAACAACGGGCCAAGCUGGAAGGACACCCGGCGCCUCUCCCUGAGCAUCCUCCGGGACUACGGCAUGGGGAAGCGUGCCAACGAGGAGCGGAUCCAGAGGGAGGUGCCCCUCCUGCUGGGGGCGCUCAGGGGGACCCAGGGCCAGCCCUUCGACCCCACCUUUCUCCUGGGCUACGCCCCCUGCAACGUCAUCUCCGACAUCCUCUUCCGCAAGCGCUUUGACUACACGGACCAGACGGGUCUGAGGAUACAGAAGCUGUUCAACGAGAACUUCUACCUGCUCAGCACCACCUGGCUCCAGUUUUAUAACAUUUUUCCGAACUAUCUGCGCUACCUACCUGGAAACCACAGAAAAGUAAUAAAAAAUGUGUAUGAAAUAAAAGGCUACACUUCAGCAAGAGUGAAGGAACACCAGGAGUCCCUGGACCCCAACUGCCCCCGCGACUUCACCGACCGCCUGCUCCUGAAGAUGCAGAAGGAAAAAUACAGUGCAGAGCCUUGGUGCACCUUGGACAACAUUGCUGCCACUGUAGCUGACCUGUUCUUUGCGGGUACAGAGACCACCAGCACCACUCUGAGAUACGGGCUCCUGAUCCUCAUGAAAUACCCAGAAAUUGAAGAGAAACUCCAUGAAGAAAUUGACAGGGUGAUUGGGCCAAGCCGAAUCCCUGCCAUCAAGGACAGGCUAGAGAUGCCCUACAUGGAUGCUGUGGUGCAUGAGAUUCAGCGAUUUAUCGAUCUCUUGCCCUCCAACCUGCCCCAUGAAGCAACCCGGGACACAGUGUUCAGAGGAUAUGUCAUCCCCAAGGGUACAGUUGUGAUCCCAACGCUGGACUCCCUCUUAUUUGACAACCAAGAAUUCCCUGAUCCAGAGAAGUUUAAUCCAGAGCACUUCCUGAAUGAAAGUGGAAAGUUCAAAUAUAGUGACUAUUUCAAGGCAUUUUCUGCAGGAAAGCGGGUGUGUGUUGGAGAAGGCCUGGCCCGCAUGGAAUUGUUCCUGUUCUUGUCUGCCAUUUUGCAGCACUUUAACCUGAAGUCUCUCGUUGACCCCAAGGAUAUUGACCUCAGUCCCAGCUUAAUUGGGUUUGCCAAAAUCCCACCCCGUUACAAACUCUGUGUCAUUCCCCGUUCAGAUGUGUGAGGCACACGUGACCUGAAGACCCCUGUCUUAGGCUCUUUGAUGCAAGCCUGGAGUCUUCCUGCUCCCCCAUAUCCCCUCAGGUGCCUCCAGGAAGACCCUACCUGUAUGGUCUCAUCAAGAGCCGUCAGAGCUUCCUGGGGAAUAAAUUGGGGGCUAGAGAUGCCUCUUUCCAGAGUCACAUUCAUCAGACAGAAUUUGACAGCAAAAAAAAAAGGUUGUGUACAACUAAUUAAACAAAUUGAAACAAUCUCUAUGACCUAGUUAAAUCUAUAUUCAAGCCCCUGGAAACAAGGGUGAGUGAGAUCACUGUAGUUUAAACACUUUUUCCGGGAAAGCAGAGCUACCCAGUCACCAAGGUUCACAAAAAGAUUCCUUUUUAGAAUGAAUAGAACAAAUGCUAUUGUGUUGUUUGAAAAAGGAAAGUAGUAUACCUUUGGAGUUUGUUAACCACAUCAAAAAUAUAUACCCUAGCAUCUGUCCUUUGGACAUGAAAUUGUCCCUUUGGACUCAUUUGUCAGCAUCCUUCUGGGCUAUAUUUUAAGAUUAAAAUAUGUCUGAAAAGUCAACAUAGACAUCUGUUAUUAUCUCUUAACACUAAAGUGUGACUUUAUACCUGGAAGAAAAAACUCUAGGCACAUGGGGACCCUGUGUGGAAUGAGGCAGAAAUGAGGAAAUUAUUAAUCAGUUCAGUGAACUAAACAAUGUUGGUAAACAGAAGAGGAAUUUGGAACAAGAGAGUUUCCCCCACCCCACUGGCACACACCAAAGCCCCCUGUGUGCUCAGCCUUCAUGCCCUGACCACCCGUCUGUGGGUGUGCUGGAAGCCCCUCUACUCAACAGGGUGUAAGGGCUGCACAGGUUAGGUGUGCAGAGCCUUUGGGACACCAUGUGGCACACAAAAGUCCUGCCUAAGUGUUCCUUAAUAAAACAAGUAAUGUUUCAAA
Hyaena hyaena (striped hyena) is the source of this 2446-nucleotide messenger RNA. RefSeq names its product cytochrome P450 2E1. Gene Ontology annotation, cellular component: intracellular membrane-bounded organelle; cytoplasm. Gene Ontology annotation, molecular function: iron ion binding; oxidoreductase activity, acting on paired donors, with incorporation or reduction of molecular oxygen, reduced flavin or flavoprotein as one donor, and incorporation of one atom of oxygen; heme binding. The record is from RefSeq and is a predicted model, not a curated record. The coding region runs from base 15 to 1502 and encodes 495 amino acids. The transcript is spliced from 9 exons. NCBI's taxonomy places the organism in Eukaryota, Metazoa, Chordata, Mammalia, Carnivora, Hyaenidae. Gene Ontology annotation, biological process: xenobiotic metabolic process.